This is a messenger RNA of Boeremia exigua, 1392 nucleotides long. RefSeq names its product PXA domain-containing protein. The coding region runs from base 1 to 1392 and encodes 463 amino acids. The transcript is spliced from 2 exons. The record is from RefSeq and is a predicted model, not a curated record. Gene Ontology annotation, biological process: endosome to lysosome transport; early endosome to late endosome transport; protein targeting to lysosome. Lineage: Eukaryota; Fungi; Ascomycota; Dothideomycetes; Pleosporales; Didymellaceae. Gene Ontology annotation, molecular function: phosphatidylinositol binding. Gene Ontology annotation, cellular component: early endosome; extrinsic component of endosome membrane; late endosome.
AUGAUGGAGAGCACGCAACAGGAGCUGGAUUCUUCCUAUUUGCAGCCACCCACCCACCUUUCCUCCACAACAUCAACAAGCACAGAGUCUGCUACCGCGCCAACUUCCACUCGCGCAAGUGGAGGAAAGCGAUUAGUCGAGACCCAAAAGUCGGAGACCGAUACAACGUCAGAUAAAGCUACUGCAGCUUUUGUUCGGCGAACACUUUGCUCUCACGAUGUUUUGCUUGGAAAUGGCGAGAAAGGGGGAACCACGCCUCGUCCAAUCGAUGAGCUCCUUCCACCCCUGACCAGCUCAAACGACGUUGACCUGCAACUUUACGGUAUCAUUUCGGUGAUCAUUAAGGAGUUUGUGCAGACAUGGUACUCGAAGAUCACGCCGGACCACGUCUUUGUCAACGAGGUUAUUCAAGUCAUUGCACACUGUACAAGGGCACUUGAACAGCGUCUGCGUAAAGUCGAUUUGGAAGGUCUGCUACUAGACGAGAUACCAGGGCUUUUGGAAGAGCAUCUGAUCGCAUUCCGCCUUGCAAAGCGACAAGCCUCGUCUCCACAAUCGUUAGUGUCAGAUCCACGUCUCAUCUACCACACACUCUACCCGCACCCUGCCUUGUCUCCUGUGCCGACCGAUGAUGUGCCGUCGACACAUGUCGAGCAGCGGGAGAACGAAUCUGCCUGGCGCCAACUCAUCAUCCAGGGAGUCCUAGCCGUGUUGCUCCCUACCGAUGAUCUGAAGAAUGGAUGUCUACGAUCCCUAGUGGCAGAGAUCUUCGCCGAAAUGAUAUUGGGGAAUGGCAUCAGCGGGAAAGCCUGCGAGGGCUGGCUUCUAUGGGAAGCUAUUGGGAGAAUUGCAGAUAUUCUCCAGACCAAUCCUGUUCAUGAGAAGGAUGCUUCGUCAGAUGACGGGGCCACAAGUGAGGAAUUAAGCCGCCUGGAACGCUUCGGACUCUUGCCCUCGCAAACCGAAGAGCAAACUGGUUCAAUCAGCUUGCCAGCCGCUGAUGCCAACUAUCACGAUUUCGCAACCCGAUCAGCCGCGGGCUUGUUUUGGAUGGUCGUCCAAUACGCGUUUUUGGCGUAUACAGCGCUGCGCGCGGUCAUUCUAACUAUAGCCACAGCAUCAUCGUUGCCGUCAAGGACCUUGGCAGACGGACCGGUAGCGAUGGAAGAUACUCGCGAAUCACAUCUGGCAGAAGCGGAGUCUCAGGCCUCUGCGCAUUUACUGGUCUACAAACGACCUAUUGUGAGCAUGAAGCUGUGGAGCUGCGCAGCGCAGUUUGUGGACCUAAACGUCCGCAUGCCUUGGCUGACCGGAUUCAUCUCCAUACUGCAUUGUGGAGCGCUGUUCGGCCCAGGAAGGGUGGGUGACACCGACGGCGUAUUGGACAGGUGA